Molecule: messenger RNA, 1008 nt
Organism: Mustela lutreola (European mink)
Lineage: Eukaryota; Metazoa; Chordata; Mammalia; Carnivora; Mustelidae
Gene: LUZP4
Product: leucine zipper protein 4
Exons: 7
Source: RefSeq, a predicted model, not a curated record
AUGGCUUCGCUUUCCAACCCAACUGUUUCUGGAAAAGUGCUGAAAGAACCCAACAAUGGGGGAAAGAUGACCUAUCUAGAUAUGUCUCUAGAUGACAUUAUAAUCCUUAAAAAGUUAGAAAGUAAAAACACUGAAUCAAAAAAGAAUGGGACACAGAACCGUAAAAAAAAGAACCCAAUUUCAAGACAGCGAGCAAAUGCUCGUAGGCAUCGCCGGCAAAGAGGAUACUCAAGAUUCAGAAAGAACACUGAGGAAGGAAAUGAUACAAAACUGUACCAAGAACCUUCUGGAUUCAAGCCUGGACAAAGCUCUUUAAACAAGCAGCCUGUAAAUAAGCAGGAGAAGUGCAAUGAAAAUUCUAAGUCCCAAGCAGAGAGGAGUGGAAGCCAGUCAGAAGGGAACCAGAAUCAAUUGGAAGGAUCUCAAGGCCAAUCAUCAAAAAAUCGACAUCAUUCAGAGAGAUCUCGUGGCCAGUCAGAGAGUUCUUGUGGCCGGUCAGAGAGUUCUCAGGGCCAGUCAGAAAGAUCUCAUGGCCAAUCACAGAGUUCUCAUGGCCAGUCAGAGAGAUCUCCGGGCCAGUCAGAGAAAUCUGGAGGCCAAUCAGAGAGAUCUCGUGGUCUGUCAGAGAGUUCUUGUGGCCAGUUGGAGAGAUCUCCAGGCCAAUCCGAGAGAUCUCUUACCCAGGGAGAUCUCGUGGCUACACAGAGAGAUCUCGUGGCUACACAGAAAGAUCUCAUAGCCAAUUAGAGAGAUCUCGUGGCCACACAGAAAGAUCUCAUAGCCAAUUAGAGAGAUCUCAUGGCCACACAGAAAGAUCUCAUGGUCACUCAGAAAGAUCUUAUAUCUCAUAUCCUAUCAGGAAGAUCUUAUGGCCAAUCAGGGGGAUAUCGAGGACAUUCAUCAACAGAAAGAGUCAAAACAUCACCCAAAACUGAGAGAGCUGAUUUUGACAGUAAUGAUAUCCAGAGACAGAUGCCUGCCUUGGCCAGGAAAGUGGUGUGUAAAUAG